Messenger RNA from Acipenser ruthenus (sterlet), 6570 nucleotides. RefSeq names its product kinesin-like protein KIF24. Gene Ontology annotation, molecular function: microtubule binding; microtubule motor activity; ATP binding. The record is from RefSeq and is a predicted model, not a curated record. Gene Ontology annotation, biological process: microtubule-based movement. The coding region runs from base 481 to 4935 and encodes 1484 amino acids. The transcript is spliced from 14 exons. Lineage: Eukaryota; Metazoa; Chordata; Actinopteri; Acipenseriformes; Acipenseridae.
GUCCCGGCGCGAGUCUGGUGUAAGUUUGAAACGGUUCGCGGCGUUGCCAUGGAUACCCGAGAGCAGGGGCAGCGUCUUGGAAGCGGAAGGGAGAGAUUGGUUUAGAUAUAUUAUAUAUAUACACGGGGCAUCGAAGACACAAGAAAACAAAGUAGCUUAAACUCAACAUGUACGGUAAAUAAUGUGUAAUUAAUGCUGCAUAUGAUGUAUUGGGUUUUAAUACGACCAGUCCGAAGAAGAAAUGAUUAAGAUACAGUAUUUACAAAAGUAUAUGCGGUUUCACUAAACUGGGUCCACACUUUUUCAAAAGUAAAUGAAGGCUCGGUGACACAACCGUCUGUCCAUACCAAAAUAACAAGGGGGGAUGAAGAUACCCAAAAGAGGCAGGCCUAUUGGACAGAAAGUGCUACCCUUUUCCUGUUCCUGAAGUUUGUCCUGUUUGUUGGCAGCCCUCUUCUGCUCCCGGGUGUUGAUGUGAAGAUGGCGACGUGUCUGUACGAGUGUCUGAGCGAGGCCGGCCUGCAGCGCUACUACCCUCAGUUCACAGCCCUGGGUGUGCGCCGGCCCCAGCAGCUCUCCCGGGUCACCAUGAGUGACUACCCGCGGCUGGGCGUGCAUGACAUGCAGGACCGCACCCGGCUCUUUGAGCUGGUGCAGAUUGUCAAGGCUCUCCAGGGUGACAUGAGUGGAGAGGGGCACGACCCUCACUCCCCCAGGCGGGCCACACUGACCAGGUCCACUCCCCGCCGGCAGCUGGACUUCACCGCCCUGCCCACGAGUGAGCCAGCCGAGCAAAGAGGGUGCCGUCCCUCCUCCUCCUCCGCCUACUGCAAGACAAGCAAACAAGAGGGCAGGGAGCGCUCGCCCAGGCACACGCUGGCAAGAGGGGAAUGGCACCACAACAGGGUGGCUGGCAGGGUGGAGGAGGCUUGGGCAGCAGAGGAGGAACAGGUACACCUUGAGAGAGUAGCAUGCUCCUCCACCUCAGGAUACAACUACGGAGUCCCGCACUCCACCACCAGGAAGACGAGCUGGGACCGGGGCCAGGCGGAGUCCGAUAGGAUCCGUGUGUGUGUGCGGAAGCGGCCGCUGGGAAUGCGAGAGGAGCGUCGAGGGGAGGCGGACGUGGUCAGCACCCGGGACAGCGGGACCGUUCUCAUCCAAGAGAAGAAGGAGGCUGUGGACCUCACCCAGUACAUCCUGCAGACUGUGUACUGCCCUGCACCACAGUCAUACAGUGCCUCUUAUUAUACAAAGAGAAGCACGUGCAAGUUCACUGUUUUGGAAUACCAUUUACCCCCUGUCUCCUUUCUUCAGCAUGUGUUUCAUUUUGAUGGCGUUUUUGACGAUGCGUGCUCCAAUCAGGAUGUGUAUAUGAAGACAGCCUAUCCCCUAAUCCAGCAUGUCUUCAAUGGGGGGAAGGCUACUUGCUUUGCAUAUGGACAGACAGGCGCUGGGAAGACGCACACCAUGAUCGGGACACGGCAGAACCCGGGGCUCUACGCUCUGGCUGCAAAGGACAUCUUCCUGCAGCUCGAGGCCCUGCAGCCCGGCCGCCACCUCCACGUCUACAUCAGCUUCUUCGAGAUCUACUGCGGCCAGCUCUACGACCUGCUGGACGGGAAGAAACGGCUGUUUGCCAGGGAAGAUGGGAACCAUGUGGUGCAGAUAGUGGGGCUGCGAGAGGAGAGGGUGGUAAGGGUGGACACGCUGCUGGAGGUGAUCUCGUGGGGCAGUAAGGAGCGCAGCACGGGAGCCAGCGGGGUGAACGCAGACUCCUCUCGCUCGCACGCCAUCAUCCAGGUACAGAUCAAGGACUCGGACGCCAGGGUGUACGGGAGGAUUUCUUUUAUUGAUCUGGCAGGCAGCGAGAGGGCAGCUGAUGCCAGGGACCCUGACAAACAGACCAAGAUGGAGGGAGCUGAAAUUAACCAGAGCCUGUUAGCUCUGAAGGAGUGUAUUCGAGCUCUGGACCAGGAACACGCCCAUACGCCAUUCAGACAGAGCAAACUGACCCAGGUACUGAAAGACUCAUUUAUUGGAAAUUCAAAGACCUGUAUGAUUGCUAACAUUUCACCCAGCCACAUAGCCACAGAACACACUCUUAACACUUUACGUUACGCAGACAGGGUUAAGGAGCUGAAGAGAGGAGUGAAACAUUCCCCAGGUCACCUUCACAAAGCAGGCAGGCCAGUGGGAAGCCCGUCUCCCAAACGCAACAAGAACUCCUGCCGGGAGAGGAACUCGCCUAAGAAAGUGAAGCUCUUGGGGGACAGAGGGGUGAAGCAGUCCGCUCAGCCACAGCCGAGACCCACCCAGGGUCUAUUCCAGCCGAGCAGCGUGCUCCUCUGCUCCACGCCAAAGGACGAGGCUGUCACUACCCGGGGGACCCAACGGACUGUGAAGGAGGCCUGGCUGGAGCAGACAACCCCUGUGAAGGGGACAUUGAGAGGCGGCAGAAGAAGGGAAGACGUGGCAGAACUAGGGUCCGGAGCACACGCUGUUAGAAGGACUGACUCUUCCGCAAAGAACAAAUAUUUUAUUAAAGGGCAUUACACGAAGGUCAAUGCGACAGCAGCUCAGAAAUUACAGGGAGUGCGACCGGUUUGGAAGGAAACUGUUACCAGAGAGAGAUCCGGGGACCAGAGAGGAUGGGGCCCCCAGCACUCGGAUAUCAGCUACGCAGAGAUGUACCUUGAGCAGAAGGAGCGGGAGCAGCACCUGAGAAUCUACCACCAGCAGCUGCAGCAGCUCCAGCCAUCGCCCAUACUGCAGCAGAAGCUGCCCUAUCAACCCCUGGAGAGCCUGCUAGCUCUCUACAGGGCAGAGGGGAUGGGAGCAGAGCAGAAGCAGCAUACAAACAGUAAGAGUUACCAGAGGCGUGGUCUGGGGGAGACAGUAGAAGAGAGGAGAAACAGCAGCAGCAGCCAGGGUUCUCUCACUCACGUCAGGGUUGGAGGUGCUGAGAGGAGCGGAGCUAGUGGUGGGGAUGGCCACAGUGACGGCAGUCAUGAUUCCUUCGUCUUACUUCCUAGCGCAAAGCCGACAACCCUCCGGAGCAAUGCUGACCACCUGGAGAAUGCAGAACAGUCCAAUAGCGGAGAUGAGCACGUAUUUGCAGGAAGAGAUCUUAGAUACCAGGAAGAUGGCUACAGGUUCGGAGAAAACUUCAACUACCAAGGAGAGUGUGAUCGAGAGCAAAGAUAUGCAGAAGAUUAUGAGUUCGGGCAGAGUGGGGAAAGGGAAGACAGUGACCUAGAUGAUCUGGCAUUCUAUGAGAGCUGGAAGCUGGAGAGAGAGCACUGGGAGGACCAGGCUAAAGACAGCCCCAUCCACGCCGAGUGGAACACAGAGGAAGAUUAUGCCAGCUACAGAUCGUGCAGCGACAACAGGGCAGAGAAACCCUACUGCCAAGAGGAGGAUCACAGCUUCCCAGAGGAGAAUCUCAACGACCUGUCGGCUGAUCAGAAGCAGAUCAACUCGUUCGUCAUCCAAGCUGGGCCAGAAGCGAGUGCAGUAGCCUCUCUGCCGUCUCUUCAGGAAACAGGCUCCAAUAUACCGCCAACCGGGACCGGCUUAGCCAAAUCAGAAAUGGGGAGUGUGAUGGGAGUUGUUGGAUCAGCAUCUGUAACAGGUAUGGACAAUAAACCUGAUUCCCAACCCUCGUCAGAGACAGAAGAUCUGCUUGAGAUGCACGAUUCUAAAGAUUCUUCUUCGGGGAUGAUGGCCCCCCUAACGAUAUCCCUCCUGGACAUUGAAAGGACGGCCGCUUCAGAUUCUGUUUUCCACUGCGGUCCCCUGACUCCCGACAGACUUCUCGCUCAGGGAGGGACAUCCACUCCAAAGAAUUCCAGGGAAGGGGACCCCGAGGGACUGGCUCGAGAUCCAGAAUCCUCUCUGGAGCCAUCCUCAAGGUCAGAGAGGAGCUGGAAGCCAGAAUCUGCAGCACCAGAGCAGCAGAGGGGACAGUUUUACCUGAAACCUGGCCUGGACACAACCAUUUCCUCUGUUAAUGGCUCUACCCAGGGUUUUGUGACCAUCGAUGAUACAUUUGGACUAGAAGUGGAACCGGAGGGACUGGGACAAGGCAUAGUCCUAGGGAACAAAGAGAAGCCCUCCCAAAACUUGAUCACUAGUACAGGCAGCUUCAGUAAGAGCCUACUCAGCACUCCAGAGGGCUCAAGCAGCAGGCACUACCAGCCCUGCGCAGGAGGCUGUGUAAGUGGCAGUGGUGAGACUAAAGAACAAGGAGAUGUCACAAACAACAGUAGCGGUCUCUACACUGCACCUCCAGAGAGCCACUACUGGAGGGCCCCAGAGAUGACUGUCCUCACUUUGCUGUCAACACUGCAGGACCAGGCUGAGCUACAGCUACAUAGCCCUGGCAGAGAAGAUCUGGGCAGAUCAAAGUUUGAUGCCUCAAAAAACGGCAGAGCUUCAGGGCCAGCACCUAAGGGUGAACAGGACUCGUUGGAGGAAACAGGAAGCAGUCCAGCAGCGGUGGAGCCAAGCAGGAGGGAGGUGCUUCAGAACACUUUCGCCCAGUUCAGUUACAUGGCCUGUGCAGAGCUGGACUCCACCUCUCCCAUUAGACCGGACCAGAGGUCUCGUCCCCAGAGCCCUGACGAGGAGACAGGCUGGCGGUGGCUCUCAGCACACACAGGAGCCAGGCACCCACAGCAGAUCACUGACCAGCAACUGGAAGCGCUGGGAAAGGCACAGAGGCUGGUUGUCCAGGCACACUGUGAAGAGAUGGAGGAGAUGGACACUCUGAGGCAGAGGGAGGAGGCUCUGCUGAGCCAGCUGCCAGGACUGGACUUCACAGACUAUGCUCUGAAGCUGGAGGAGAUCAUGGUGCAGAAAGCCAAGUGUAUGCGCAGCAUCCGGGCUCAGCUCCAACUCUACCUCACCUACCCGGGGGCUGGGGGCCCUUAGCCAGCCUGGGACCCUCCAGCUCUGUGUGAGUCCAGCUCACAGCCCCUGCACUGUGCAUCAGUGUGUCCACAUGUUUGGUGUUCUAAUCUAGCGUACGUACUGAACACCUUUUACAAACUAAAGUGUGUAUAAUCCGUCGUACAACUCGGUCGCUGCUCAGGAAGUUAGAUGUAGUUCAGUUAUAAAUAUUUCCCCUAUUAAUUUUUGUAUCUGAUAUGAUCAAUGUGUUAUGUAUUGUGUAUAUAUACUAUAGCGGAUAAACAUAGAAGUACAUUCAAGCAGUGGUAAACCUUGCAGCAUAGAAGCUUAUGAUUUAGUGCUGUUGCGAUGGUGUGAAAGCAAAACAUUUCAAUUCUGACUGCUUUUAUCCGACCCUGAGAAAUCCGGCUGGAAUACUGAAACCUGGGUUUGAUCCCUGUUUCACACAGUACACAGUGUUUCAGACUUUAAGACCAUGUCACCCUGAAGCCACUUUAAAAGAUUUAAACCAAAGCAAAUCUUUAAAUACACACUGUUUCAAAUCAGUUCAGCCGCACCUUUGCUGUGUGAAGUGCACUGAUCUUACAGAGCCCACUGUUAGAUUGGAACAAAGGAAGAUGCUGGCCCGGAGAUGAUUCUUAAGCCGUUGCUAAAAUAAUGUCACAAAUCCCCUGGUUUCUAAAAGAGAAAUCGACAGCUGCUUACAUUUUAAAGCACUGCUAGCAUCUACCUAACCUAUGUGUUUUUGUGACAAAAGUUAAGGUCACCAGGGCUACCUCAAGGUGUGACAAUCCAUGUUGUAAUGUAGUCACUUCAAAUGCCUUGGGUAAACUGGCACUGGCUAGAGCACAGAGGAAGGUGGGUAGUUCUAGUUCAAUCAGAUGAGAGUUAAUUAAGUGAGAACAAGGAGCAUCCAGCGUAUGAGUAGAUCAAAUCCGAGACAGUGCAGGUUUUAAGACUAGGGAGAGAGAUGUGUCAUAUAAUCAUGCAAUAACUGGUAUCUUGCUUAGAAGCAGCAGGAUACUUCAGCCAGCUUAUCACCACCAGGGGUCACUUUUGAGUGCAUUAUGCAGGUUGAGUUUUCAGCUUUUUGUGUCUGGUUUAUUACCUAGUUCUGUUUCUCCAAAGCUUUGCCCUGCUCUAAAACACCCCGCAUCCAACACCUGGGCUCUGUAGAGAAGUUAGAAACCUGUUUCGCUGUGUGCGCCACAUUUUCAAUCUUGUAAAGGUUUUAAUUAAUUGGCAUCUCAGCCCAUUGAAUUGAAAGGCAAGAGCGGGACGCAAACAAGGCAUUUUAAAGACAAACAAAAUCUUACCCUUCAAUUGAAGAGCUAGCUCUGUAGUUGAGUGGUAAAUAUUAUUAACUCAUCAGCUGCUAGGAGGAGAUGCAGUGCAAGAGUCAUCUCAGGCUGUACUUCAGCUUCCUAGUUUGGAUGUGUUUAAAAUGAAUGAAUACCCAUGGAGACCUACAGGACUAAAACAAUGUGCCUUCCUAUUUAUAAAUGCUUUGCAGUACAUCUAACUAUACUGUUAUGGAUAAGCACUGGGUUAUGUUUUGUAUUUAUUAUUAAAUAUGGAUUGUAUGAAAUAUUGACAGUACCAUAUGGAAUACUAAAAAUGAUUUAUGAAAAUAAUAAAACAAAAUGUACAUGUUGA